This is a messenger RNA of Emericellopsis atlantica, 1728 nucleotides long. RefSeq lists its product as uncharacterized. Gene Ontology annotation, molecular function: NAD binding; isocitrate dehydrogenase (NADP+) activity; magnesium ion binding. The record is from RefSeq and is a predicted model, not a curated record. Lineage: Eukaryota; Fungi; Ascomycota; Sordariomycetes; Hypocreales; Bionectriaceae. Bases 10 to 1365 code for a protein of 451 amino acids. Gene Ontology annotation, biological process: isocitrate metabolic process. Gene Ontology annotation, cellular component: mitochondrion. The transcript is spliced from 2 exons.
UCCUUCACCAUGAGCGCCCUACGUCUCUCCCUCCGCCGCUCCUCCUCCGCCCUCACCAGCGCGCCUCUACGCUUCGGUGCCGUCCAGACAAUCUCCUCUCCUCGCUUCUUCUCCGCGUCCGCCGCCAUGGCCUUCAACAAGAUCAAGGUCAAGAACCCCGUCGUCGAGCUCGACGGCGACGAGAUGACGCGCAUCAUCUGGCAGUCCAUCAAGGACAAGUUCAUCUUCCCCUACCUCGACAUGGACAUCAAGUACUACGACCUCGGCCUCGAGUACCGCGACCAGACCAACGACCAGGUCACCCUCGACGCCGCCGAGGCCAUCAAGAAGUACUCGGUGGGCAUCAAGUGCGCCACCAUCACCCCCGACGAGGCCCGCGUCGAGGAGUUCAAGCUCAAGAAGAUGUGGCUCUCCCCCAACGGCACCAUCCGCAACCACCUCGGCGGCACCGUCUUCCGCGAGCCCAUUGUCAUCCCCCGCAUUCCCCGCCUCGUCCCCGGCUGGGAGAAGCCCAUCAUCAUCGGCCGCCACGCCUUUGGCGACCAGUACCGCGCCAAGGACGCCGUCAUCCCCGGCCCCGGCAAGCUCUCCAUGGUCUUCACCCCCGAGGGCGGCAAGCCCGAGGAGGUCGAGGUCUUCAAGUUCAAGAACGGAGGCGGCGUCGCCCAGACCCAGUACAACACCGACGAGUCCAUCGCCGGCUUCGCCCACGCCUCCUUCAAGCUCGCCCUCGCCAAGGGCCUGCCUCUCUACAUGAGCACCAAGAACACCAUCCUCAAAAAGUACGACGGGCGUUUCAAGGACAUCUUCCAGGAGAUCUUUGAGGCCCAGUACAAGAAGGACUUUGACGCCAAGGGCAUCUGGUACGAGCACCGCCUGAUCGACGACAUGGUCGCCCAGAUGGUCAAGAGCAGUGGCGGCUACAUCAUGGCCCUGAAGAACUACGACGGUGAUGUCCAGUCCGAUAUUGUCGCCCAGGGCUUCGGCUCUCUCGGCCUCAUGACCUCCGUUCUCAUCACCCCCGACGGCAAGACGUUUGAGUCGGAAGCCGCCCACGGCACCGUCACCCGCCACUACCGCGAGCACCAAAAGGGCAACGAGACCUCCACCAACCCCAUCGCCUCCAUCUUCGCCUGGACCCGCGGUCUCUCCCAGCGCGGCGUCCUCGACGAGACCCCCGAGCUCGUCGCCUUUGCCGAGUCGCUCGAGCAGGCCUGCAUCGACACCGUUGAGAAGGACGGCAUCAUGACCAAGGACCUGGCCCUGGCGUGCGGCAAGAAGAGCCGCGAGGACUAUGUCACCACAAACGAGUACCUGAACGCCGUCGAGAGGCGGAUGAAGAACCUGCUCAAGGAGAAGCUGUAGACCCGGGCAAUUGCGUUAUGUUUGUAGCAAGCAUGCACACAGCAUUAUAGACAAGCAACAGGGGGGGCAAUGUAUAUAUGAUGGCACGAUUUUUCAGACCAAUUUCGGCGGUAGAUAUCUAUGCGUUUCUGCUCGAUACAAUGUCAAGUGCAAUGAUUCAUUUCCUUCUGUUCAUUCGGGAGAGAACACGCCUCCGUUUCCCGCGUAAUAUAACAAUGCCGCCCCUGAGCGCCAUCAAGCAAUAAGCCGUACAAGCCAAUCAAUUUCGUUGAUAGUGCGAAAUCACACUCAUACUCUGAUGUGAACGACUGACUGACAAGCAGCCAUUCUUCCUGUACCGUAAAACAAUGUGUGAUCACUCCU